Folsomia candida is the source of this 2246-nucleotide messenger RNA. Its product is annotated as esterase E4. The transcript is spliced from 10 exons. The record is from RefSeq and is a predicted model, not a curated record. NCBI's taxonomy places the organism in Eukaryota, Metazoa, Arthropoda, Collembola, Entomobryomorpha, Isotomidae. The coding region runs from base 191 to 2128 and encodes 645 amino acids.
AUUUACCUGACAAUAUGAGAUGAGAAAAAGGUUCACAUCACUAAAACAAGAUUACACAAGUACACUGAACUUGUCCAGUAUGUAAUCCUUUUUUAUGUGUGUUAUGGUGUUUCUCGAGUUCAUAAGACAGUUUUUUUAAUCGAGUUUUAUUAAAUCAUAAAUUGUAUGUACGUAAAUCAAAUAUCUGUAAAUGGCGUACACCGGGCAAAAACGGGACGAGCCUAACGAAUCAUCUCCUCUCCGGACGAGCAUUUCUGGUCGAACAAAUUUUGAAACCGGAGAUGGAAUUCACCAGCAAGAACAUGAAGCAAUGUCCUACGCGACAUGGUCUGCAAAAACGUGGACCACGUGGAACAAAGCGACUCGUGGUCUUAUUCUCGUGUUGGGUGUAACAUUAAUUAUCGUCGUGAUUGUGUUAAUUUCGUCCGUAUCUACCGGAAGUGGUAGUAAUAAUGGUGAUGGUGGUGGUGGGGUUUUAAAGGCCUCUGCAGAUGAAGAUAAUACGACACAACAAGAUUUGGGCGUUGUGUUAGAAAUUCCACAAGGAAGGUUAAAAUGGAAUAUUUUGCAGAGUAGGCAAGGACGGGAUUACUAUGCGUUUUAUAAGUUGCCAUAUGCCAAGCCAGCAAUUGGCGAACUGCGAUUUGAAUCACCUCAGCCCCCCGAGAAAUGGGAAGGAGUCCGACAUGAAACUGAAGUUGCGCCACAGUGCUUGCAAAAAGCAAAAUAUUCCCCAAUCAUUGAAGCCGUCGGGGAAGAAGAUUGUCUUUAUGCAAAUAUUUACACGCCAAAGCUCCCCGGAAUUGACAUGCCGUCAGACGCAGGGUUGAUGCCUACUUUAUUUUACAUUCAUGGCGGAGGAUAUACUGAUGGGAAUGGGAGCAGAUACGGAGGCAAGUAUUUCAUGGAUGAAGACGCUGUAAUGGUCACUUUCCAAUAUCGGCUCGGAAUUUUUGGAUUUCUUAGUUCCGAAGAUGGAACAAUUCGAGGAAAUAUGGGAAUGAGAGAUCACAUUCAAGCACUUAAAUGGGUUAAAGAAAACAUAAAAUAUUUUGGAGGUGACCCUGACCGCGUCAUGAUUUAUGGAAAUUCUGCAGGAGCAAUGUCUGUAAAUCAGUUAAUGGUUUCUCCCCUGGCUGCAGGCUUAUUUCACCGCGCAAUAACCCAAAGUGGUCCCGCAUUCGGAGCCAUCGUAAAACCUAAAGAAGCUCAAAAACGGUCAUUUGAACUAUUAGCCGAAGAGAUUGGAUGUUCGGCAAGAGUUGGGAACGAGCAGCGCAAAAACCGACGAAUUCUAAAAUGUCUUCGUGAACAGAAUGCCAGUGAUAUUGCUGUCCUUCGUGGCGAAGAGAUCAUUUUUUUCCCCACAGUAGAAGACUAUGAGGCCGAAGCUGAACAAGAAUCCGAUAAGUUCUUACCUGAUACGAUGUACAAUUUGUAUAAAACCGGAAACGUGAACAAAGUUCCGUGGAUUAUUGGUGUAAACAGUGCGGAAUGGAUUUCCAUUGCUUCAAGUACGCUGAAAGACCUUGAACUGGUUGAUAAUCUGAACAGUAACUGGACCGGGUAUGCCCCCACACUGUUUGGAUCUGAGUAUUAUACUUCUCCAAUAAAAGACACCAUCUCAACAAAAUCAAAAGAAUUUUAUUUCGGAGAAAAGCAAGUUUCAAAUGACACUUUGUGGAAUCUCGAGCAUCUUUUGUCAGAUAGAGAUAUAAUUUAUGGCUCAAAGACGCAAGGUUUUCUAAUGAGUGACCUUGGAGUUGAUGUGUUCUUCUAUUAUAUGAGCAAACGACCAGUAAAGAGUUAUUCGGAUAAGGCACUAGUGGGCUUCCCCCCAAUGGACUAUGGAGCAUCACAUGCAGACGAGCUCCAGUACUUGUUUGACUAUUACGGCUACCCAGAAUACCUUGAGGGAUCGAAAUAUUACGAAUUUUCGAAAGAACUCGUCAGAAUUUGGGUGCAGUUUGCAGCAACAGCAAAACCUGGCUGGGAAUCCAUAAAGACGAAGGAGAAGCCAAUUUACUGGUAUGAAUUGAAUGAUAACCACAUGGGUUCCACCACCGUGCUGCAAGAACGUAUGGAAUUUUGGGACCAGUUUAGUCACGAAGAGUUGUGUUAUGUUUAGGAACAUUUUAAUAAAGAACGUAUCAGUAUUUUAUAACAAUGCAAAACAGUCAUUAUUACUUUGAAUUAUUAAAAGGUUUUAUUUUUGGACGCAAUAAAUAUACCAGGGUUUUAUUAAA